AUGGCUCCUCCAUCUGAUGUGAGUGCCAGCGCUGAAUGGCGUCCCAAGGUCGUCAUCUUUGACCUUUUGACAGCUCUCCUCGACUCCUGGACUCUAUGGAACGCUUCAACACCAUCAGGCACAGAGGAGGAGGGCCGUCGGUGGCGCGCACGCUACCUCGAGAUUACUUUUCAGCAAGGAGCAUAUACACCAUAUGAAGACCUCGUGAGGCAAGCCGCCGCAGAAGCUGGUGUUGCGGUAUCGGCACCCGACGCCCUGCUAAGCAACUGGUCCAGGCUCCAAGCCUGGCCCGAGGCAUGGGAGGUGCUGCAGCGACUCAAAGCGCAGGGCUGUAAGCUCGGCGUCGUCACAAACUGUUCCAAGAAGCUGGGCGAGAUGGCAGCCGCUCAGGCGGCCAGGUCCCCGAGUGGUGAGCAGAUCGCCUUCGACGCCGUGGUCACGGCCGAAGAGAGCGGAUUCUACAAGCCGGUCAAACAGGCGUACGAUGGGAUCCUGGAAGCCAUGGGCGUCAGUGCCAGCGAGGCGUUGUUUGUAGCGGGCAGCGCAGGCGACGUUCAAGGCGCGACGAAUGCGGGCAUCAAGGUGGUUUGGCAUAACCGGGUCGGGCUGGCGGCCAAGGGCAGCGCGAUGCCGUUGCGAGAGAGCAAAUCGCUCGACGGCGCAUUGGAAGGGUUCAUCUAG
This is a messenger RNA of Beauveria bassiana ARSEF 2860, 681 nucleotides long. RefSeq names its product 2-deoxyglucose-6-phosphate phosphatase. Lineage: Eukaryota; Fungi; Ascomycota; Sordariomycetes; Hypocreales; Cordycipitaceae. The transcript has a single exon. The record is from RefSeq and is a predicted model, not a curated record. Bases 1 to 681 code for a protein of 226 amino acids.